Molecule: messenger RNA, 1932 nt
Organism: Lasiosphaeria miniovina
Lineage: Eukaryota; Fungi; Ascomycota; Sordariomycetes; Sordariales; Lasiosphaeriaceae
Product: GPI mannosyltransferase 1
Exons: 3
Coding region: 352-1782 (476 amino acids)
Biological process (GO): GPI anchor biosynthetic process
Cellular component (GO): glycosylphosphatidylinositol-mannosyltransferase I complex; membrane
Molecular function (GO): GPI mannosyltransferase activity; alpha-1,4-mannosyltransferase activity
Source: RefSeq, a predicted model, not a curated record
GCCCAUCCUCCAGGGUGAGAUGGGGGACGUGCAGCUUAGGGGGAGAACCAGCCCUUUCCUAUCAUAGGUAGCGACUGCCUGGGCCUGGGCCUGAGGCGAAGAAUAGAGAGUACUGAGGCCAAUUUCGAAGGGCAGCUGGACAGUCUCUUGGCAGAGCCAGAACGACGACGGUCCACACUAGUUGCAUCCAUGCAUCCCGUCUCUCUUGUGCCAGGGUCCAGAUCAUCCAAUGUGUUGACUUUGUGUGACAGGCUCGCGACACGCCAUCUCUUGAGUUGGUCUUGGAUGCUCAUUUGGUGAACAGCAACGAGCAGCUCCAGCAGCAGUAGCGGCAGCGGCAGCGGCAGCAGGAUGGCGCAAUCAUCGGUUGCUGCGCGUUCAGCAUCGGCGUCGGCGGGGGAUCAGACGUCGGCGAGGAAGAAGAAAAGGGUGUCUUUCGCGGCUGGAUCGGCACCUCCAGAUCAUCCGUCGGCUGCGUCUUCGCCCGCAUUCUCAGCCUUGUUCCAGCGGCCCCUGCCGCUCUACUUCUCGGCCGCGCUCCUCCGCGUGGGCCUGCUUCUGUACGGACUGUGGCAGGAUGCCAACUCGCCUCUCAAGUACACCGACAUCGACUACCUCGUCUUCACCGACGCCGCGCGCUUUGUGUCGCGCGGCCAGAGCCCCUAUGAUCGCGAGACGUACCGUUACACGCCCGUGCUGGCCUGGCUCCUACUGCCGACGGCACAUGUUGGUGCGAGUCCGCUGUGGGACGCCGUGUGGUUCAGCUCCGGCAAGGUCCUGUUCGCAGCCGCUGACCUGGUGGCCGGAUGGCUUCUUGAGCGCGUCUUGACGUCCAGCGGCAGCGGUCUCCCGGGCUUGGACCCUGUAGCAGCCCGCAAGUUUGCUGCUAUCUGGUUGCUCAACCCAAUGGUGGCAACCAUUAGCACGCGAGGCAGCUCCGAGGGCCUUUUGGGCGUGCUGGUCAUGGCCCUGUUGUCGGCCGUCAUGGCUCGCCGUGUCACUCUGGCUGGUCUGCUGCUUGGUUUUAGCGUCCACUUCAAGAUCUAUCCUUUUAUUUACGCGCCCGCCAUUGUAUGGUGGAUGGAUGCCGAGAGGAUGGGCAGUGGCGGCGCCGACAAGAAGGGGAGCCCGGCACCGGGCCAGAACAAGUCCAAGUCCUCCCUCAUAAGCCGCGUCACAACCUUUGCUACACCGGCGAGGAUACGUCUUGCCGCCGUCAGUUUAUCAACUUUUGUUUGCUUGAACGCUGCUAUGUAUAUAUGCUAUGGUCCCCCCUUCCUAACACACACAUUCCUUCAUCACGUCACGCGCAUCGACCACAGACACAACUUCAGUCCUUAUAACACUCAACUUUACCUUGCUUCUGCCUUCCCGGACCUUUCGGCUCUGCGCAUCGAGUCUGUGGCCUUCUUGCCGCAGCUUGUUCUCUCUUGUUUUUUGAUACCUAUCGUCUUGGCCAAAAAAGACCUGCCAGCGGCGAUGCUGGCGCAGACAUUUGCCUUUGUCACCUUUAACAAAGUGUGCACUAGUCAAUAUUUUCUCUGGUACAUGGUCUUGUUACCUCUCUACCUUCCACGUUCAUCAUUUCUCAAGGACGGUAAAUUGGGAAUAUUCGCCUUGUCAAUGUGGGUUGCGUCCCAAGGUCUGUGGUUGCACCAAGGAUAUGGGCUGGAGUUUUUGGGGCUGAGUACCUUUUUGCCUGGUCUUUGGCUUGCGUCCUUGGGCUUUUUUCUAGUAAACUGUUGGAUCCUGGGUAUCAUCAUCGCCGAUGUAUUGCUGUGAGGGGCCUGCUUAAGCCGUUUCAUAAACACAGCUAUGUUGCGUUGUAUUUGUUGUAUAUAUCUGAAAAAACACCUGAUAGAAGGGCCUAGUUAGUACUCACGACUACGCUUUAGUAUUUGAGAGAUUACGACUGAAUGAGAGUCGACACUU